This is a messenger RNA of Staurois parvus, 315 nucleotides long. Lineage: Eukaryota; Metazoa; Chordata; Amphibia; Anura; Ranidae. The record is from the annotation of a GenBank genome assembly.
ACACACUGUGAGAAGAUCACAGGGAGGAGCCGCUACACCUGUGCAAGACUGACGGGGAGGAGCCGGUACACCUGUGCAAGACUGACGGGGAGGAGCCGGUACACCUGUGCAAGACUGACGGGGAGGAGCCGGUACACCUGUGCAAGACUGAAGGGGAGGCGCCGGUACACCUGUGCAAGACUGAAGGGGAGGAGCCGGGACACCUGUGCAAGACUGAAGGGGGAGGAGCCGGGACACCUGUGCAAGACUGAAGGGGAGGAGCCGGUACACCUGUGCAAGACUGAGGGGAGGAGCCGGUACACCUGUGCAAGACUG